AUGAGCAACAAAGUUGAAAAGAUAGAUUUGAUUCCUCCUAAUUUCAGCAAUGAAAAUUUUUUAGGUUACAAGGCCGGUCUUAGACCAUGUAGAAAAGGUGGUGUUAAUCUGAGCGAGUAGAUCAUCAGAGGCAAGAGAAUACUCCAUAAUUAUGGUCAUGGUGCUGGUGGUGUUUCCUUAGCUCCUGGCUACGCUAACAUUUAGGUCAAUAAAUUCUUCUAAAGAUACAGCUCUUUUAAGAACCUCAAUCAUAUUGGAAUAAUUGGAAGCGGAUAUAUGGGUUUAUUCACUGCUUUGGAGUUGAUUAAGCUUGGCUACAAGGUAACUAUUUAUGCAGACUAAUUUGUCAAGGACGAUGGUUUAUGCUCACUUGAAACUGAUAAGAAUCAUCCCACUGCUUCCUAGAUUGCUGGAGGUUAUUGGUUACCUUAUGGUUAUGAAUACAAUAUCAAUGAAGAAACCUAGAGAGUCCAUGAUCAAGCUUGUAACUUCUCAUGGAACUUCUAUAAAAACUCAAUCGAAAAGAAAGUAUAUAAUGGUGUUAGAUACAUGAAGGUUUAUCAUUUAGAUAGUAUUGAUUAUAUUAAGAAUUCUGUUCCCAAAGAGAUUUUUAAUGACUUUAAGCAAGUCUAAGUAAGCUGGGGAAAUGGAAAAUACUAUGAUGCAUUUACUUUCACAACAGUUUUAAUUGAAGGUGACAUUUUCUUGAAAGAAUUAUUCAAUGAAUGCAAAAAAUAAGGUGUAAAUUUUGUUAAUAAACACUUAAAUGACGAAGGAGAAGUUACUGAACUACCUCAUGACUACAUCUUUAACUGUGCUGGUAUUCACUCAGGAAAACUCUUUAAUGAUAAAAAUGUUUAUCCCAUCAAAGGUUAAUUGGCUGUUUUCAGACAUACAAAGGGGGUUGAUUACUAUUUGAGUGCUCCUGGCCCUAAUGGCAGCAGAGUAACUGUUUAUCCUCAUUCAACAGGCACUGCUUGUGGUAUAACCCAUGAAAGAGACGUUUGGGAUCAAAGACCUACCCUUUCUAUAUGCUCUGUUGUUGCUAAAAAUGCUUAAGAUUUCUUUAAAGAUAAAGCUGUUCAACCAAGACUUUGA
This is a messenger RNA of Tetrahymena thermophila SB210, 1098 nucleotides long. Its product is annotated as FAD-dependent oxidoreductase. The transcript is spliced from 3 exons. Lineage: Eukaryota; Ciliophora; Oligohymenophorea; Hymenostomatida; Tetrahymenidae. The record is from RefSeq and is a predicted model, not a curated record. Gene Ontology annotation, molecular function: D-amino-acid oxidase activity; FAD binding.